CGCUGAGGGGGGAAAGAAGGAGCCGAAGAAAGAUUGUGGGACCGAGGGCGGACGGGCGGGAGGCAGCGGAGCUACCAGCGGCUACGCUGUGCUAUAUGAAAUAUGGGAGACGACAGACCGUUUGUGUGCAAUGCCCCAGGCUGUGGACAGAGAUUUACAAACGAGGACCACCUGGCAGUUCAUAAACACAAGCAUGAGAUGACAUUGAAAUUUGGCCCAGCCCGAACUGACUCAGUCAUCAUUGCAGAUCAAACUCCUACUCCGACUAGAUUCCUAAAGAACUGUGAGGAGGUGGGGCUCUUCAAUGAACUAGCUAGCUCCUUUGAACAUGAAUUCAAGAAAGCUUCAGAUGAUGAUGAGAAAAAGGCUGCUGCUGGGCCCCUUGACAUGUCUCUACCUUCCACACCAGAUAUCAAAAUCAAAGAAGAAGAGCCAGUAGAGGUAGACUCAUCCCCACCUGACAGCCCUGCCUCUAGUCCCUGUUCUCCGCCACUCAAGGAGAAGGAGGUUGCCUCAAAGCCUGUUGUGAUCUCUACCCCAACGCCCACCAUCGUACGCCCUGGCUCCCUGCCUCUCCACUUGGGCUAUGAUCCUCUUCACCCAACCCUUCCCUCGCCAACCUCUGUCAUCACACAGGCUCCACCAUCCAACAGGCAACUGGGGUCUCCCACUGGCUCCCUCCCUCUCGUCAUGCAUCUUGCUAAUGGACAGACCAUGCCUGUGCUGCCAGGGCCUCCGGUACAGAUGCCUUCUGUUAUAUCGCUGGCCAGACCUGUGUCCAUGGUACCCAACAUUCCUGGUAUCCCUGGCCCACCAGUUAACAGCAGUGGUUCUGUUUCUCCUUCUGGUCACCCCAUGCAAUCAGAAGCCAAGAUGAGACUAAAAGCCACUCUAACCCAUCAAGUCUCCUCCAUCAAUGGUGGUUGUGGAAUGGUGGUGGGUACUGCCAGCACCAUGGUGACAGCCCGUCCAGAGCAAAGCCAGAUCCUCAUCCAGCACCCUGAUGCCCCAUCGCCUGCACAGCCACAGGUCUCACCAGCCCAGCCCACCCCUAGUACCGGGGGGAGACGGCGGCGCACUGUGGAUGAAGAUCCAGAUGAACGGCGUCAGCGCUUUCUGGAGCGCAACCGAGCUGCAGCCUCCCGUUGCCGCCAGAAGCGGAAGCUGUGGGUGUCGUCCCUAGAGAAGAAAGCAGAAGAACUCACUUCCCAGAACAUUCAGCUGAGUAAUGAAGUCACAUUACUACGCAAUGAAGUGGCUCAGUUGAAACAGCUGCUGUUAGCUCAUAAAGACUGCCCAGUCACUGCACUACAGAAAAAGACCCAAGGCUAUCUAGAAAGUCCCAAGGAAAGCUCAGAGCCGACGGGUUCGCCAGCCCCUGUGAUUCAGCACAGCUCAGCAACAGCCCCUAGCAAUGGCCUCAGUGUUCGCUCUGCUGCUGAAGCUGUGGCCACCUCGGUCCUCACUCAGAUGGCCAGCCAAAGGACAGAACUGAGCAUGCCGAUACAGUCGCAUGUGAUCAUGACCCCACAGUCCCAGUCUGCGGGCAGAUGAUGCCUUCCCUGGUGGAGAGGUCCCCAGUCAGAGCUCGCCCGCCCAAGAGCCAAGAGAGAUGUCAUCUUACCCCUUCCAUCUGCCUUGGACAUGAGAAUAUGGAGGGAAAUUGUGUGUUGUGAGUAAUGGACAGAUGUGGGGCUUUUUUCUUCAGCGACACGGUCAUGUCCGUUUGACACCUGUACUAGGGGCCACCCUGCCCCAGAGCCACAUAGAUUAUCCCCCAAGUGUGGGGUUUCUGAUGUACCCACAGCCAAAGGCCUUUCCAAAUGGUCCGAACAAUCAGCCCUGCCCCAUGCACGUGUACCCUCUUUUAACACUAACCCUUGCACUUCUGGGUUUGGGGUUUCUCAGUUCCCUCUCUUCCCACUAAGCUAUGGCUAUUACCUUCUUGUUUCUUACCAGCAUGCCACUUCCUGCUAGAUAGAGGGAAGCUAGAUUUGAUGGCAUAUCACCCACUGACUCAUCCCUAGCCAUUCUGUGGACUCAGUACUUUCUCUCCCUGUAGCUGCUUAUUUAUCCCUCUUUUCCCUUCUUAAAUUCUAAUUUAAACAUUGACUUAUGGAGAAUCUAAGGUUACGUUUGAUGUAUGAAAUAGCAGUAUUUUCCUGCUCUUAUAUAAACAUUAGUCCUUCUCCUCACCUACCACCAGGCAAACAAAAUGCAAGAGUUCCAAUGUAGUCCCUUUUUCAUCUAUUUCCAGAGCUAUUUGGGUACUUCAUUUUGUUUUUUAACUUACCUAAUCUAGUGGUGGGACCUCUCCCACCUCCCCACUAAGCCUUGACAACCUCCUCUUGUGGCCUUAUUAGAUAUUACUUGGUAAUGGAAAGGGAAAGAGCCCUAAAUGUGAGUGGCUGAUUCUGGCCCCUGUCCACUUUCAGUUCUGAUCAGGCCAGACAGGAACAGUGUAGUUGAAGUUCCAUCAGGUUACCAGAUUAAUUGAUGAUUUUAUGUUUUAUGAGAGUUUAC
Molecule: messenger RNA, 2523 nt
Organism: Orycteropus afer afer
Lineage: Eukaryota; Metazoa; Chordata; Mammalia; Tubulidentata; Orycteropodidae
Product: cyclic AMP-dependent transcription factor ATF-7
Biological process (GO): regulation of transcription by RNA polymerase II
Molecular function (GO): cAMP response element binding; DNA-binding transcription factor activity, RNA polymerase II-specific
Source: RefSeq, a predicted model, not a curated record